GAUUGAUCAAGCCUUCCGCAUUUGGAUAACGCUCACUACUCUGUUAAGCUAGUUUAUUUUUCUUUAUUUAUUGUUCAGUGUUUUGUAUAUUCUCUUCGAUACUUAAAAGUAAAAUUCAAACUGUAAAGUUUUUUAAUUGCGAAGCAGAAAUGGAUUUUGUUAGAGUGCUGGGUUGUACAUUGCUGAUACUGUACAUGAUGCAAACAUGCCAUGGAUAUUGUAAAAAAUGCCGUGCAUAUUAUUCUUGCAAAAAGAUGAAAAGAGCUAAGCCAAAAGCUACGGAUGGAGAGUAUAAAAUGAAAAACUCCUUCGGCCAGAUAUAUUGGGCGUUUUGCGAAUUCCACGACGGCUAUGGAUAUAUGUUUAUCUCGAGAUUGACACAUGCGGCCUUAAAUAUGAAUGAUAUAGAAUAUUGUAAAUUACAAGUGCUGGUUCGCCACCGUCGGUCAAACAGUGAACAGUUUGAUACCAGAAUGGGACAAAUUCCCGCUCACAGUGACGUCUCCCUGAGUAUUCAAUACAACAAAUCGGACGGGUACAAACUUCCACAGAACUAUGCAACUAUGGCUCCAUACAUCUAUCUCGGGUUUCUACCAUCAAGUAUUGCCAGUCAGAGGAAUAAGCAGGGAUAUUCAGCAAAUGGGCGUGCAUUCACAUUUACCAAUUGCGACUCCAAUCCAAAUAGCUAUCUGGCUUUCUUCUUCAACAAGUACGAUGCGGAACCCACGUCCUACCACACCAGAUGCUGCUAUUCGAACCUAAUGAGGAACUGGAUUGAUGAAAGCGUACCUGCUUAUACUAUCCUUCCUCCGCAGUACUUCUUUCCGUUCGAAAUGCACAUGGGUGGUUGUGGAGGAUACGCAAUCAAUGGAUACAGUACAUUGAAAGACAUUUCCGGCGCCGCUCUAGGGAUCAGAUUCGCAGCAGAAAUGGAUUUUGUUAAAGUGCUGGGUUGUACGUUGCUGAUACUGUACAUGGUGCAAACAUGUCAUGCAUAUUAUUCGUGCAAAGAGAUGAAAAAGACUGACCCUAAAGUUACGGAUGGAGAUUAUGAAAUGACCAACUCCAUCGGUCAGACAUACUGGGUGUUUUGCGAAUUCCACGAUGGCUAUGGAUAUAUGUUUAUCUCAAAAUGUACGUUUGCGGUCUUAGAUAUGAAUGAUAUAGAAUAUUGUAAAUUACAAGUGCUGGUUCGCCACCGUAGGUUAAACCGUCAACAGUUUGAUACCAGAAUGGGACAAAUUCCCGCUCACAGUGACGUCUCUCUGAGCAUUCAAUACAACAAAUCGGACGGGUACAAUCCUCCACAGAACUAUGCAACUAUGGCUCCAUACAUCUAUCUCGGGUUUCUGCCGUCAAGUAUUGCCAGUCAAAAGAAUAAGCAGGGAUAUUCAGCAAACGGGCGUGCAUUCACAUUUACCAAUAGCGACUCCAAUCCAAACAGCUAUUUGGCUUUUUUCUUCAACAAGUACGAUGCGGAACCGACGUCCUACCACACCGGAUGCUGCUAUACGAAACUCAUGAGGAACUGGAUUGACGAAAGCGUACCUGCUUAUACUAAUCUUUCUUCGCAUUACUUUUUUCCGUUCGAAAUGCACAUGGGUGGAGGUGGGGGAUAUGCAAUCAAUGGAUACAGUACAUUGAAAGACAUUUCCGGCGCCGCUCUAGGGAUCAGAUUCGAGUUCUAG
Mercenaria mercenaria is the source of this 1688-nucleotide messenger RNA. RefSeq lists its product as uncharacterized. Lineage: Eukaryota; Metazoa; Mollusca; Bivalvia; Venerida; Veneridae. The record is from RefSeq and is a predicted model, not a curated record. The transcript is spliced from 5 exons. The coding region runs from base 150 to 1688 and encodes 512 amino acids.